Messenger RNA from Melanaphis sacchari, 2632 nucleotides. It is a transcript of the gene uex, whose product is annotated as metal transporter CNNM4. Gene Ontology annotation, cellular component: plasma membrane. Gene Ontology annotation, molecular function: transmembrane transporter activity. Lineage: Eukaryota; Metazoa; Arthropoda; Insecta; Hemiptera; Aphididae. Bases 29 to 2545 code for a protein of 838 amino acids. The record is from RefSeq and is a predicted model, not a curated record. Gene Ontology annotation, biological process: magnesium ion homeostasis; transport. The transcript is spliced from 12 exons.
GUUGUGGACAAACGGUACAUAUUUGUUGAUGAGUAUCACGUUUAAGUUUGAUCGAGAUUUGACUACACAGAAUAUAUACUUGUGCACAUAUGAGCCGCGAAAACCUAACGGACUUGCCUCGUCAUUGUGGGAUGUGUUCAGUGGUUCGAGUGACAACAGUGAUGGUCGAUGGGUGAACCAGGGUGAUUCGGUAGCAAUUAGAUCUGACGAAAUGGCACAGUCCACAGAAAAUUCAUUGGAUCCAUCGCCAAGCAGACAAAGAAGACAACAAGGGUCAACAUUAAAAAAUGUUACCCCGUUAACUACCGCUUACAGAUCUCCAGUAAACGUUUAUGGCUUACGGGUGGAAUAUUCGGAUGCAGCAAUAGACUACAAUGAGGAAGGAGUACCACAGUUAUUAGUUCAACGAACUGCAUUAUUUCGUUUGUUUGGUAGUGAUUGGACUAAUAAAACAAUAUUUGUUCUUACGGAAAAAGUUGGUGAUAGAGGUGGUCCGUGUGAGUUUCCCGUUGGAGAGAUUGAAGAAGUAACUGUUUUUCAAAACAAGCCAAAUACAGUCCAAAUAAAUAUAACUUUGCCGCAAGCCAGUAAAGCCGGUACGGUAUUCUAUUUCUGUUCAAAAGAGAGCGAUAAGACUGACGCGAUUUGGACACAUAUGGGUAGCGAAUAUUAUAAACAAAUGGGAGUGUACGAAAAAAUGCUUCCUUUCUGGCUGCAGGUUGCUAUAAUUCUCACGUGUCUUUCUUUCUCGUCUCUUUUCUCCGGUCUAAACUUGGGUCUAAUGUCAUUGAAUCGAAUGGACUUGAAGAUCAUUUGCAAUACGGGCACAGACGCAGAGCGAAAGUACGCCAAAGCUAUUUUACCUGUGCGUAUUCACGGUAACUACUUGUUAUGUAGUAUUUUGUUGGGUAACGUCAUGGUCAACUCGAUAUUUACCAUUCUGUUGGAUGACUUGACGUCCGGCUUAGUGGCCGUCAUUACUUCUACAUUGGCUAUUGUAAUCUUCGGUGAAAUUACUCCACAAGCUGUUUGUUCACGUCACGGAUUAGCUAUUGGUGCUAAAACCAUUUACGUCACGAAAACCGUAAUGGUGCUUACUACCCCGCUAUCUUGGCCCAUUAGUAAGGCUUUAGAUUGGGCGCUCGGCGAAGAAAUCGGUAGCACUUAUAACAGGGAACGUCUCAAAGAAUUAGUCAAGAUGACCGGUGACGAAUACAACGAUUUGGAAAAAGACGAAGUUAAUAUAAUUUCUGGAGCCCUCGAACUUCAUCGUAAAAAAGUCGGUGAUGUAAUGACCAAAUUGGAGGACGUGUACAUGCUGUCAUAUGAUACUAUAUUGGACUUCGAAACCGUCUCAGAAAUCAUGAAAUCUGGAUACUCGAGGAUACCCGUGUACGAGGGCAACCGUCAGAAUAUUGUUACUAUGUUGUAUAUCAAGGACUUGGCGCUAGUCGAUCCCGACGACAACACAUUGCUUAAAACGCUGUGCCAAUUCUACCAGAAUCCAUGUUAUUUCGUAUUUGAAGACACCACACUCGACGUACUAUUCAAACAGUUCAAAGAAGGUAUUAAAGGUCAUAUGGCAUUUGUUCAUCGUGUAAAUAAUGAAGGCGAAGGUGAUCCAUUCUAUGAAACCGUUGGUAUCAUAACACUGGAAGAUGUAAUUGAAGAAUUGAUUCAGGCUGAGAUCAUGGAUGAAACUGAUGUUUACACCGAUAACCGUUCGAAACAACGUCGACAACAACGUUCACUUAGAGCUCAAGACUUUACAGCUUUUGCCGAGCGUAGUGAAAACCAGCGUAUCCAUAUUUCUCCACAACUUACUUUGGCCACAUUCCAAUUUUUGUCAUCAAGUGUUGAAGCUUUCAAAACAGAUAUUAUAUCAGAAACUAUUUUAAUGCGCUUGCUCAAACAGGACGUGAUAUUCCAUAUAAAAAUGAAAGAUAAGGAAAGAUUUAAGUCUGAUCCGGCCAGUAUCAUUUAUCAGCAAGGCAAACCAGUCGAUUACUUUGUGCUCAUAUUGGAAGGACGCGUCGAAGUCACCGUUGGCCGUGAAAAUCUUGUCUUUGAGAGUGGGCCAUUCACGUACUUUGGAUCACAAGCUUUACACCAAAACAUCGGAAUCGGCGAGUCACCACCAUCUGGAGCUAAUCCGACAAUGGCCAAUUCUACUGUAAACAACAUGGGCAGUAUACAGUCUGUGAACAUCGAUGCUAUGUUGCGUUACACUUUUGUGCCAGAUUACUCGGUGCGUGCGGUUACUGAAGUGAUGUAUUUGCGUGUGAAACGUUCGUUUUACAUGGCAGCAAAACGUGCCACGCUCAUGGAACGUUCUAAGAAAAUGUCAAACGCCGGUGAAUUCGAUGAAGAAGUAGACAAGCUGUUCCAUACUUAUGGAGACGAAGAUCGAAAGAGUAUACAAGGUUCUCCUGACGUCACUAGAAAUGCAUCUCAGAUAAUUCACCGUAAAAGUUCGCUCGUCCCCCUCAAGUCCGAAGGGCGUUCGAGUAAUACAAAAAGAAACAGCAACGAGCUGUUUAUAUGAGACAACAGUACAGCCAUCAACGAUUUCGGCCAAUGCAGCAUCUCUUAACAACGGAGAACCUAAUCAACCUGUAGCUGUAGCUUUCUC